GGCAAAAAAUCAUCAAUACCAACAUCAGCAAGAACUCCUUUCCUGUGCAGAAAUUUUGAACAAUCGAAACUCCGAAUAGUAAUCCUUUCCUUGGUCAGCGCCAAAUCGCCGGGGCUCCUCUUCCCAUUCAGGCGGCGUCCACCGACAGUCUCGGAUUGGUGUUGCAAGAUCUACGCCCCGAUCUCCGAUUGCGUCUCCGCUUCUCGACCGCCGUAACGCGGUCGUCUUCUCCACCUCCUCCGAGCUUCUUUGUCUUCGCCUUUUGCCGACAUUUGGCCAAUCUCUUGCCGGUGAACGAUUUCGGAAAUCGUCCGACGGUCCGAUCGCUUUUGCCGGUGAAGGAAAGUUCUUUGGUUUUUGGUUUUUGUUUUUACUUUUUUCCCUCAUUGUGGACUUUCAUCGAACACCUGGCGAGCUUCACCUCUUCUCUUCUUUGAGAACAUCACACGUGGUAUAACCCAGAAUCCCAUUUAGCCCACGUGUCGCUGAGACCCCACCCCCUUCAAAGUCCAUAGCUCCUUUUCUCCUCCUCCAUCUGAUUCUGAUUCUUCACCAUCAAAAUCCCACCUUAAAACACUACAAAUUACCAUAAGAAGGAAAAAAAAAAAAAAAAAAAACCCAAUGCAACGCCUCAAUGUCCAGAGAAGUAAAACAAUCUUGUCCAAUCUCAGAAGGAGCCUCCACCAAAAGCCCGACUUCGAAAAAGUGGGAUCCUUGGCCUCCCUCCUCGAUUCCCGGUCUGUCGUCCGCUUCCGAGGCCCCGACACCCUGAAGUUCCUCCAGGGCCUCCUCACCAACGACGUCGUUCGGGGAUUCGGCGGCGUCGGAGGCGAGGCACGGGCUCCGCUCACCCCUAACUUGGCGGUGGCGUCCGUACCACCUAUGUACGCGGCCCUUCUGACGCCGCAGGGCAGGUUCCUGUACGACUUCUUCCUCUACCGCCCGCCCACGCCCCGCGAGAAGCUCGACCCGAGUGGCUCCCGACCCGGUUCGGACGACCCGGAUGCGCCGUUUGAGCUGUUGGCUGACGUGGACGCCUCCGUCGCUGAUGAGCUCUUGAACACAUUGAAGAGAUAUCGGUUGAGGUCUAAGGUUGAGAUUGAAAAUGUGGGGCAAGACUUCUCCUGCUGGCAGCGUUACGGAGGGAACCUUUCCAAAACUCCCCCACAUGUAAAAGAACCUGAGGCUGCUAGCGUCGGCUGGGGCUCUGGCGUUGACCCUGCUGCGGUGUCGUCUUCUCGCGGGAAUAAUCAUGGUUGGCAGUGGUUUAAAGAUCCUAGAUUAGAUUGCCUUGGUUUUAGGGGGAUUUUUCCUUCCAAUACAACUCCACCUUUGGUUGAAGCUGAUAAAGAAACCGAUGAAAACAAUUUUGUAUUGUGGAGAAUAGAAAAUGGACUUGCGGAAGGCUCAACUGAGAUCCCAAAAGGUGAGGCAAUCCCUCUUGAAUACAACUUGGUGGGUCUAAACGCAAUAAGCUUUGACAAAGGUUGUUAUGUUGGCCAAGAGCUUGUAGCUCGGACGCACCACCGUGGGGUCAUUCGCAAACGUUUACUUCCUUUAAGAUUUGUUGACAACAAUGGAGAAGAAGUGGAGCAGAGAGUUUCUCCUGGAUCAGAAGUUGUGGAUCCCGAGUCUGGCAAGAAAGUCGGCACUGUCACAACUGCACUCGGGUGUCGGGGACUGGGCGUCUUACGCCUGGAGGAAGCCCUCAAACGGUCAGGUGGAUUGAGCGUACGAGGACAGAAGGAUGUGAAGGUUGAGACUUCAAGACCAGAUUGGUGGCCAACUGAAUGGUUUCAAGAAUAUCAGCAGCACUCUGCAGUUGCUUAAAUAAGCUUCAGUUUUGCUGAAUGAUUUUGUCUUGUUUCUUUCAUUCUUUACUCUAGUGGCAACCCAAAAAUAAGUGUAGGCUCAAAAGAAAGAGAAAAUGGAAUAAAAGGAAGUUAAUAAAGCAAUCUACUUGUAUAAUGUUCUCACAAA
Molecule: messenger RNA, 1980 nt
Organism: Morus notabilis
Lineage: Eukaryota; Viridiplantae; Streptophyta; Magnoliopsida; Rosales; Moraceae
Product: putative transferase At4g12130, mitochondrial
Exons: 5
Coding region: 622-1830 (402 amino acids)
Cellular component (GO): mitochondrial matrix
Molecular function (GO): protein binding
Source: RefSeq, a predicted model, not a curated record